Molecule: messenger RNA, 1536 nt
Organism: Trichoderma atroviride IMI 206040
Lineage: Eukaryota; Fungi; Ascomycota; Sordariomycetes; Hypocreales; Hypocreaceae
Source: RefSeq, a predicted model, not a curated record
AUGGACCUUUAUAGGCUUUUCUUUUCUCUUUUCCUUCUUGCUCUCCGGGCUCAUGCAUUCGCAUUUCCCGCUCCUGUUUUGACCAACGGAUCUGCUGCUGCUAUCGAAUGCAAAAAGCACACUGUUCACGAUGGCGACACCUGUAGUAGGAUCACCAGGGAGAAUAACAUCACCUAUGCACAAAUUCUCGCUUGGAACGACAAUCUCAGACCUGCCUGCACAAACAUGAAUGAUUUCUUGGGCAAGAAUAUUUGUAUCAGCAAUCCUUCAGGCAAAUUUUCUAUCCCCAAUAACUCGCGCGGAGCCACGACUACCAUCUCAACCCCGGCACCAAAGCCAACGCUGGUACUUAAAGCGACCAAUGAGCGUUGCGGGCAGUUCUACAAAGUAGCCAAAGGGGAUGAUUGUUCGACUAUUGAAGCUGAGUUUGGCACAUCGCUGAAAGAUUUCAUAUUUUUAAACCCAGAGGUCCACAGUAAUUGCACUCACCUUCUGCUGUACUAUUAUUACUGUGUCAGGCCAGUAGGAAACAUAUCUACUUACUCAGGAUAUGGCGGAGAUCAAACUGAUAACGACAUCUGGGUUGAGCUGCCUAUGAAGUCAGUACCGAGGAGGGACAUUAUGGCCUCGUAUAGGACCAGCAAGCCUAAAAUUCCGAUGGCAAACGGCACACGCCGAGAUUGUAGUUUGUACUUUUGGCUCGAAAAUGAUGAUACCGAUUGUUUGGGAUGGGCUUACCAGGCAGACACUUCACUCGAGGAGUUCAUGUUAUGGAAUCCAUCCUUGAGGGAGGACAAACAGAAAAUUACAUCUAGUGGCAGUAACGAUCCGCAGCCAUGUACGCUCUCUGCAAGCAGCUCAUACUGCCUCCUGCUGACCACCCCUUCUCCAAGUAAGACUUCUCCCGAUCCUGUUCAAAGUCCACCAAGUCCUCGAGCGGUUGGAGAGACUGCGAACUGCACCGACUGGUUUCUCAUAGGGCCCGAAACCACAUGCGACACAAUCAUGGGCCUUAACAACUUGAAUAUGAAAGAUUUUUGCUUAAUGAACCCUUCCGUUGGUAAAGAUUGCAAAGGACUAUCUAAAGGCACAUAUUAUUGUAUUUCGACAUACCCCGGCGGAAAUCAGCCUUACACCGAAGACGACGACGACGACGACGACGACAAUGACAAUGACAAGCACACAACAAUGACUGAUCCCGCGGUGACCAAGAGUGCUUCACAGACGUACACACAUGCCACUGCAACAUACACUGGCUUGCAUACGCCCACUCCAAGACAAAGCGGCAUGGUCGACCAAUGCAGCGGGUUUUACAAGGUGAAGAAAGGAGACGGAUGCUCCGGUAUUGCCGCUCAUGCGAAAAUCGACCUCGGAGACUUUUAUAAAUGGAAUCCAGCCGUCAAAGCUGACUGUUCUGGACUUCAAGCCGAGGUAUACGUUUGCGUUGAGCGCACAUGGCCUGAAAUCGCGCGAUCUGCAAUGACCUCCAAGUUGACGACAGCGGCUGGGCCCAAGAUGACAGUGACGGUGCCCUAA